CCAGUCAAUCAAUCAACAUCACAAGCGUAAUGAUAAAAUGGAGUCUUAUAUCUGUGAGCAGUUUGUACACAAAAUCUAAUUAGUUUCAUGUAUAUAAUCAGUCGUAGACGUAAAAAUAAGUUACCGAAAGUCGAAUCAAUUAUAAUUACUGCCAUUAAAUAGUUCGGGAAAGUGUGGAAACAGUGUAAAAGUGAAAAUCGGAUUUUGGAUUUGCAGCAGUGCCUGACUGAUACACACAAUAUCAACGGUGUUCAUGAGAUGCUGUAGUGAGAUGAGCAAUAAAUACGAAACGAAGAUAUGUGCCGCCUAAAGCGAUGGACUCAUACGACUUGUUCGGGGAAGAUGGUACCGGAAUGUUGGAAGGCCUACCAGAACUUGGUGGAGCUGCAGGGGGUGGAGGUGCUGGGGGUAGUGGUUUCGACCCGGCACCGGUGACUGGUGCUCCGAGAAAUGCAACUAAUGCCUAUCCUACAGCUCAACAACAACCUAUUUAUUCACAAGAGACGCCACUUCAAAAAUUGGCAACUUUUGGUGGACCUGAUUUCAACCACAUGGACCCGAACGCGCAGAGCAUGUACGCCCAAGGUUACGGCACUGACAGGCCAAUGGGACCGCCCCCAGGCGCUGCUUAUCAACAUCAAAGACAGAUGGCAGUGAGGCCGCCUAGUGGAGCUGCAUCUGCGCAGUAUCCGUAUCAGACUGAUAACAUGUACUCUAUGCCUGAUGUCCAGGUAAGUGGUAUGAGUGAUACAAGCAAUAUGCAAGCAGCAGCUGCUGCAGGAUGGAGUCAUAAUGCUGCGGCGGCAGCGGCCGGUUAUCCUAGUAUGCACAGAUAUAGUCAGAUGAGUCAAUAUAGGCAGCAGUCGAUGUCAGGUUAUCCGCAUCAACAAGAACCGAAACAGCAGUUUCCGUCUGGUCAGCAUCCGAUGAUGCAGCAGCCACAUCAAACCACUUACCAAAUGCAACGACAUACGCCUCAUUAUCCACAAGCGACAUCUGGAUAUCCGACUUCAGCAGCCAGUCAGGGUUAUGCUGGAUAUAUGCACCAACGCUUACCGCAUCAUCAUCAGUAUCCGCAGCCACAUCAUCAGAUGGAUAUGGCGACAGUUUCUCAGACGCAGCAGUAUGCUCAAAUGAGUCAUAAUCAAAAUUUAACCCAUGCAGCACCUUCCGCCGGUCACAUGGGCCAAUCGCCUCUCUCUGUAGGUCACACGCCGCCACAGAGCCAUCCUACACCCCAGCAACAAUCUCAGCCACCUAACCCCAUGGCACAUCCUAGUAAUAUCGGAUAUAACCAAAGUCACCAAACAAUGCAGUCCAUGCAGCGACCUAUGGAAGUUCCGCCUAGCCAACAGCAAUUUCAAUCAAAACACUCGGCAGGUCCAAUGGGAAAUGUUAGCCCUCAAUAUCGAGCACCAUUUCCUCAGUUAUCUCCUCAGAUGUCCCCAAGAUCUCAAAUGUCUCCAAGACCUGCACCUACUUCUCAAAUGUCGCCAAGACCUAAUAUGUCACCAGCCAAACCGAAUAUGUCACCUCAUCCGCCGCCUAUGCAACAAAAUACACUGAGUCCUAGACCGACAGUCAGCAUAGCUCCUAAAGUUUCAGCUCCUUCGCCAGCACCUUUGUCUACUUAUUCACAGCAAAGUACCUUACAAGCUCUCGAGCAGAUGGUUAUGCCACCCUCUAGCACAAAUUCAUCAGAAUACCCUUCUUAUCAAUCAAGAAGUUCAUUAGGUCCUCCACCAGGUCCACAAAAUCCUUUAAGUCCAGCUAUGAGUAUGAGAAAUCCCAUAAAUGAGCCGUGGCCACCAGUUCAGUCACGACAAGUGUCACAUUUGUCUAGUUUAAAUGGUUCUAUGAAUAUGAUGGAUCAAAAUCCAAUACCAACAAGUCAGUCAAUUCCUCCUACACAAUCUCUACCACCUUCUGGUAUGCCAAAUACCCAAAUGCCUCCGGGACCUAAUAUAAACGUAGGAUUUUCUACUGACGAAUUGAGAAGUGAUAUUAGUAACUCUAGCAGUACAAAUUUAAUGGAAAUGCAAGUGAGGGAGAAAGAAUCUUCGGUUUCGCAAAGCGUUCCUGUUAGUAGUCACAAUGAAUUUACAUCUGUUCAAUCUCCUACUACAAGCAUACCUGAUAAAAUGCCUAGUAGUACGACAAAUUCAGAAGCCAUCGUACCGACAUCGGUACCUUCCGUAUCAUCUCAUCCUCCCACUCCAACACCUACAUCUACUACGGAUGAUAAUAUAACAAACACUCAAGACACUAGUCUUCCUUCUAAUAGUGAAUCUGUGAAACAAAUUGACGAAUUAAGUAAUACAAGUUCCACAUCUCAGCAGCAAACCCCAAGUCAAAGUAGUAAUAAUAAUUUCACAGACUUUAAUUGUGUUUCAAGCAUGACGGGGUAUCCUAGUCAACCCGGCACCCCAAAAAGUAACAAGAUGGACGAUCUAGUACAAUCUAAUGCCUCGAUAUUUAGUCAAGACAACUCAGUAUCUCAAGAAUCUUUACCAGAAUCUAAUAAGUCUGAUCAUAGUUCAAUACGUUCGCCUAGGCUGCAGUCACCUAUCUCAAAUAGUCAGAGCUCUAUGCCAUUGCCUUCUAGUGCGCCAAGUAGUCAAAGAGACAACCGUUCAUCAUACAGCGUUAAUUACAACGUCUCUACUCCAUCGCCGACUCAAUCACAUUCUUUGGUGCAAAGUACAAACAGGGAACCGGCUAAUACAUUAAUUCCAAGUAUACAAUCCAAUCAAAUGAUGACCUCACAGAUGUUGCCAAAAAUAUCGCAACAUCUCAAUAGUAUUCAAAGUCAAAAUCAACAACUUUCUCCACAGAAUCAACCUGGGAUUAUUGAACAAAAUCUUAGUAGUAAUAACAGUUUGUCUAGUCCGCCACCUGUCAAUGUUUCUACACAAAAUAUAGCUCCUAAUCCACCUAAUGUACAGACUCUGAGUACUUUACAACAAAGUAUUUCCACCUCAAACAACAUACCCAGCAUUGUUGCUGUAGAAAGUCCCAUCUCAGUGCAAAAUACAAUGAAUGUUUCAGAGAGUGACAACACAACUACUCAAACUAUGCCGAGUACACAAAGUCAACCUAAUGUACCAAUCCAGCCAAGUAUACAGAAUAAACCAAGUAUUCCGAAUUUACCAAGUAUACCAACACAAUCCAGCAUAUUAAACCAAUCAAAUCUAACGAAUCAGUCAACCAUGCCCAGUAUUUUAAAUCAAAGUGUGUCUAGUGUGAUAUCCGUUAAUACGCCUGUGUCCAAUCAGAAUAGUUUGCUUGGAGCACAGAAUAUCACUACUCAACCUUCUCCACAGAUCACUAUGCCAAUUCAAAAUAACGUAAAUCCAUUAAAUAAUCCGAAUAACGUAGUAACUCAGCCAAUUAUUAGCAACCAAACGACUAUACAAGGUAUACAAUCUCCACCACCUGCUCAACCGACAAUUCCAAUAGUUUCUGCUUCUCAAGGUAUCCAGACACCUCCACCGAUGCCCCAACACGCUCAAAUAUCUCACCAAUUACCAACUACUAAUAUGCCAUCCCACGGAAAUAUUCCAAAUAUACCUCCUGCGAGUAAGCCGGGAUUGUUCGACCAGAACAAUCAGAUGAUGAGUCCAAACGGAAUACCGAUCGGUCCGAAUAGGAACAUACCGCCUAGAAUGACACCACACGGAAUUCAAAUGACACAUCCUGGAAUGUCUAUGGGUAUGGCCGGGCAUCCGGGAAUGAUGGGAAAUAUAGAUAGCAUGUUAGUUGGACCAGGAAUGCCUGGCUAUCAGACGCCAAUCAGUCAUCACCAAGAACGUGCCGCUUUGCAACAACAGCUACAAGAAAUGUACUGUAUGCCUCCAGGAGCGGAACACCAAGAAAAAAUUACUUUUCUCCAAGAAAGACUUAAUCUCUUAAGCCAACACGAGGCAAAUGACCAGUGCAACGGUGGUGCUCAGUGUAUUCUUCAAAGUCCAAUGUUCAAUUCGCAAAUGAUUGACAGUCCUCAAGUAUCAAGUACAACAGGUAGAGGACGAGGUAAAGGACCCCCAAAGCCGAGAAAACCUCGUGCUAAAAAGGGAGAUAAACUUAUAGAACCAAAUCAAGUUGUUACUCCAAUUAAUACUGUAAUGCCUAUGAUAACGCAAUCACCUCAACAAUUACCAGUGUCGGAAGAUUUUGUGACACCUGGAGCUGGUCUGAGUAUACCUUCUAAUGAAAUGUCAGAAUUUACAGACAUAGGAACAGAUACUGAUAUUGAACCGAAAAAGAAGGGAAGAAAGCCGCGAAUUCCUAAACCCAAAGAACUGAAGGAAGGGAAAGAACUAAAGGCACCAAAAUCGCCGAAAGAACCCAAAGUUCCAAAAGAAAGGAAAAAGAGAGAGCCAAAGGAUCCAAAGGAACCUCGGGUUAAACGAAAAUAUGUCAGAAAAAAGAAACCCGGUGAGUCCGAGGAAAGUGCUACUGAUGAAUCAUUUAAUAAAUCUUCAGAAAGUCUUGAAGAAGUAUCUGCAUCUACUCCUAGCCAGACUUUAAAAACAUCUGAAGCUGAAGCCGAAGCUGUCAUACCUUUUGAAGCGAAAAUAGAUGAUCCAGAUUCACAAGCUUUACCCGAAAGUUCUGUUCCUUCAGAUACAACGACUACCGAUAAACCUGAAGAAAUGCAGGCUGAUUCCCAAACUCCGGCCGAGGGCAGUAUUUCAAAUGAAAAUGACGAUAAAAAAGACGAAUAUAAUUUCGAUGACGAACCGAGUCCAGAAAUUGUCGAAUUGCCAAAAAGAACCAAAAAACCUAGACCUCAAGCGGCAAAAGCAAAACCAGUUUCCAAUAAACGACCUAAACGAAGUGCCGGAGCAGGUCGCAAACGUAGAGGUACAAUCGUCCCAGAAUCUGAUGGAGAAAAUGAGGAUAUGAUCUCAACUCCUCCACCAUCACCACCAGACGAUGGUGAGAGUUCUUCUAAACGUAGAUCUGCAAGAAACACUCAGCGUAAAAAGUACAUAGAUGAUGUAAUGUUAAGAUUUUCUGAUGAUGAUGCACCUCCUACUCCUACUAGAACUCGAAAAGCUAUAGUACCAGCUACACCACCUAUAGCUACGACUCCAGCGGCGGCUGCUGCAGCUACAGCGGCGGCGGCUGCAGCUACAGCAGCUGCGAAGGAAAUUCAGGAAAUCCAGGAAAUUCCGCGACCACCUACUCCGACUAAUGAGGACGGUACUCCAUCUACUAGCAAUGCCGAUUCUAAAAAUCAAAUGAAUUAUGUGUAUGUUAAUCCUACUGAAGAAGAUUCUAUGGUUGUUCAGUACGUGUUAAGCGCUAGAAUGACUCAACGCAAAAAGAAAAAAGAAGUGCCUGUUGAACAACCUAAAAAGGAGAUUAAAGAAGGCGAGAAAAAUGACGAAGAGAAGAAAGAAAGGGCAGAAUUAUCGGAUGAAGAAGCCGAACCAAAGCCUAAACCUCCAGAACCGUCAACAAUUGUAAAGCACGACGAUGACGAUGAAGAAGAAAUGGAGGAAGUUGAAGAAUAUUAUGUUAAAUACAGAAACUUCUCAUAUUUGCAUUGCGAAUGGAAAACAGAAGAUGAGUUGUUUAAAGGUGAUCGAAGAAUCGCGAAUAAAAUUAAGAGAUACAGACAAAAACAAGCGCAACAGAUGAACAUAUUUGAAAACUUAGAAGAUGAACCAUUUAAUCCUGAUUAUGUAGAGGUUGAUAGGGUUUUAGAUCUUUCAGAACACACCGAUGCUACGACAGGCGAAAUUGUGAAACAUUAUUUAGUCAAAUGGAGGGCACUGCAGUAUGAAGAUUGUACUUGGGAAUUGGAAGAAGACGUAGAUCCCAUAAAAAUUCAGCAGUAUGAAAAGUUCAGUAAAAUACCGCCUAAAGAUACUUGGAAAAUCAAAAAGAGACCUUCUCCAGAGCAGUGGACCAAGUUGGAAAAAUCUCCCAUUUAUAAAAGUGGAAACAGUUUAAGAGAGUAUCAAUUGGAAGGACUUAACUGGCUUCUGUUCUCUUGGUUUAAUUGUAGGAACUCCAUACUAGCAGAUGAGAUGGGUUUGGGUAAGACCAUUCAAAGUUUGACGUUUUUGCACUCGGUGUGGGAAUGGGGCGUUAGAGGUCCAUUCUUAGUAAUUGCUCCUCUUUCCACUAUACCGAAUUGGCAAAGGGAAAUCGAGGGUUGGACUGAUUUGAACGUAAUCGUAUAUCACGGUUCGGCGACGAGUAGAAAUAUGCUACAAGAAUAUGAAAUGUAUUAUAAAAACGAAAAGGGACAAUUUAUCAAAGAUAUUACUAAAUUUAACAUCCUUAUUACGACUUUUGAAAUUAUUGUUACUGAUUUUGCUGAUUUGAAAGGUUUUAAUUGGAGAAUAUGUGUAAUUGACGAAGCUCAUAGGCUGAAAAAUCGAAAUUGUAAGCUACUAGAAGGAUUAAGACAGUUAACAUUGGAACAUAGAGUGCUGCUAUCUGGUACACCUUUACAAAAUAACGUAAACGAAUUGUUUUCAUUGUUGAACUUCCUUGAACCGACACAGUUCAGCAAUAACGAAACUUUUGUCCAAGAAUUUGGUCAACUGAAAAGCGAACAAGAAGUUCAAAAGUUGCAAUGUCUUCUUAAACCGAUGAUGUUGAGACGAUUAAAAGAGGACGUAGAAAAAUCUCUUGCUCCUAAAGAAGAAACUGUUGUAGAAGUAGAACUAACGAAUAUCCAGAAGAAAUAUUAUAGAGGUAUAUUGGAGAGAAAUUUUUCAUUUUUGUCCAAAGGCACUACGCAUGCUAAUAUACCAAAUUUAAUGAACACAAUGAUGGAACUGAGGAAAUGUUGUAUUCAUCCAUAUUUGUUGAAUGGAGCCGAAGAACAGAUCCAAUAUGACUAUAAAAAUCAACAUGGCGAAGAUAAUGAUGCAUAUUAUAAAGCACUCAUACAAUCCAGCGGAAAAAUGGUAUUGAUAGAUAAGUUGUUACCGAAACUAAAGGCAAACGGGCAUAGAGUUCUGAUCUUCAGUCAAAUGGUUAAAUGUCUGGAUAUAUUGGAGGACUAUCUAAUGUUUAAAAAGUAUCCGUUUGAAAGAAUAGACGGUAGAAUCAGAGGUAACUUAAGACAAGCUGCUAUUGAUCGAUUUUCACGACCAGAUUCUGAUCGAUUCGUGUUUCUUUUGUGUACUAAGGCUGGUGGUCUUGGUAUCAAUUUAACUGCGGCCGAUACUGUUAUAAUUUACGACAGCGACUGGAAUCCUCAGAACGAUUUGCAAGCUCAAGCAAGAUGCCAUCGUAUCGGUCAACAAAAGAUGGUAAAAAUCUACAGGCUCUUGUGUAGAAAUACAUACGAAAGAGAAAUGUUUGACAAGGCUUCGUUGAAGUUGGGACUGGAUAAAGCUAUUCUGCAAAGUAUGAAUACGUCACAAGGCGGCAAAGAUGCUGGUAAUAGGCAAUUAAGUAAAAAAGAAAUCGAAGAUUUGUUAAAGAAAGGUGCGUACGGUGCAUUGCUUGACGAAGAUGAUGGUGACAAAUUCUGCGAGGAAGACAUAGAUGUUAUUUUGGCUAGAAGAACACAAGUAAUCACGAUGGAAUCUGAAAAGGGCUCGACAUUCUCUAAAGCAAGUUUUGCCUCUAGCGCCAAUAGAUCUGAUAUAGCGAUAGACGAUCCCGAUUUUUGGAACAAAUGGGCCAAAAAAGCAGAGAUCGACACGACGGAAAAAGACGAAAAUGAAGACUUGGUUAUAUCCGAACCAAGACGAAGAACUCAGAUAAAACGAUAUGGCCACGAUGAAAGUGCUAUCGAUAUGUCUGAAUUGGAAAGCUCGUCUGACUCAGAUCCCGAAAAUGAAGGUCUUGGUGCAGGUUUGAGAACAAAGAAGAAACUGAGGAAGAGAAAAUACAGACCCGACGAUUAUAUUCCAAGAGAAGGAGAACCCAGAGGAGAUAUUGUGUACGGCAGUUGGGCUAGGAGGGAAUGUUUCAUGGUAGAAAGAGGUCUGCUCACUUUUGGAUGGGGAAGAUGGCAGGAGAUCCUUAUGCAUUCCCAAUUGAGGAAGGGCUGGAAGGAAUCGGAUAUCGAGGACUGUGCUCGAGUAAUCCUAUUGUAUUGCUUGCGUUUCUACCGAGGAGACGAAAAAAUCCGUAGCUUCAUUUGGGAUUUGAUAGCACCAUCGGAAAAUGGCGAACAGAAAAUUUCCAAAAACCACCACGGCUUGAAAGAUCCAGUGCCCAGGGGAAUCCGAAACAAGCAUAAAAAGAAGGACAAGGGCAUCUUAACGAAAGACCUUCGACAUCCUGCUAUAACGGACCCUAAUCAUUGGAGCAAGCACGAGAAAUAUGAUGGGGAUAUAUUUUUGGAAAGUAAUUAUAAAAAGCAUUUGGGAAGACAUGCGAAUAAAGUACUGCUUCGUGUGAGAAUGCUUUACUACAUAAAGCACGAAAUAAUCGGAGAUCUCGUCCAGCAAAUAGCCGACGGAGUUCAUGCGAGUGCCCUGCCGAUAUAUCCUCCUGUAACGGAGCAAUUACCUAGCGUGUGGUGGGAUGCUGAAUGCGACAAGUCUCUGCUCAUUGGCACUUGGAAGCACGGCUAUGAAAAUUAUACGGAGAUGCGUGCUGACCCUACCUUAUGCUUCCUGUCUCGUUGCGGACCGCCCUCCGACCGUGACCUUCAGAUGGCUACAAAUAACGCGCAACCCCAAACGCCCGCACUCAACGAAGAUGACGCCGAAGACGACGAUACUACAGAAGAAUCCAGCUUCAAGUCUAAAAACAGAGACGCUUCCGAAGCUAACUCUGAAAUUGCGGAACCAUCUCCUGGUCCUUCGGCUUCUUCAGAAACCCAACCGCUCGAUAGCGAAGAUCGGGUGGGAGAAGAGGGCGAUGAUAAAAAUUGGCCUUCUAUAACUGAUCUCAAUACAAGGUUAAGGAGAGUGAUCACGUCGUACCAAAGAAACUGCCGCAAAGAGGAACAGAAGUUGGCUGCCUCGAAAUCGAAGACCCCCCAGAUAGAUACUGCUCUGUCCUCCCCCUUGGCCGCGCUGGCGCAGGUGUCCCAGCAGUUCGAUCCAAGAGACGCAGCCGCUCUAGGCCUCCAGGGAUGGGAUCUACAGCAGCUGGCCCUUUACUUAUUGAACGUUUCAAAUUCGGGGUCUGGCCUAAGCGAUCGGCAUUUUGAGAAGAUGGAGCGACAGGGCAAACAAACCGUUGAUACCAUGCGAGAUCCUAUGAAAGAAAGAGAAAAAUUAACCAUUGGGAAACGUUGGACGAAGAGGGAAGAAGCAGAUUUCUUCAGAGUUGUGUCGUCGUAUGGAGUCAUAUAUUAUAGAAAGAAGAAAUCUUACGAUUGGAUCAAAUUCAAGCAACUAGCGAAAUUGGAAAAAAAAUCAGACGAAGAACUUACUGAAUAUUACAAACAUUUCGUUAUGAUGUGCAAGAAGCAGACAGGCAUGAACAUAGAAGACAGCAACUAUGACAAUACCAUCGAACAUAUCUCAGAAGAAAAGGCACGAAGGACAUUGGAAAGGCUGGAGCUGUUGUCGAGGAUCAGAGAAGAAAUUUUAACCCAUCCUAAACUCGACGAAAGAUUGAGGGUGUGCAUUACUUCGGCUGAUAUGCCUGAAUGGUGGAUUGCCGGCAAACACGACAAGGAUCUCUUGUUGGGGGUCGCCAAACAUGGUUUAGGAAGAACCGACUACUACCUUCUGAACGAUCCUGAUCUCUCUUUUCAUGAAGUUUUACGCAAAAAGGUCCGAUCUGACAAUACUGACAAUAAGGAAGCCAUAAAAUUAGAAAGUCACGAAGACAUUCUCAAAUUUGACAAAGACGAAAUACUCGUAAAACUAGAAAAGGGGGAAGGAACUCUUAAAAUAGAAAAGGUCGUACCUAAAAAAGAACCGGCGGAAAAGAAACCCGAAGAAGACAGUAAAGUGAAUUUGACUAUCGUUAAGGGUGAAAAAUGCGAGAAAGAAGCAGUGAAAGAACAAGUUAACGAGGAGGAAAGUAAAGAAGUGAAACCAGAGGUAGAGGAAGAGCAGAAAGAAGUUCUUGAGAAAACCGAAACAGUCACUGAAGAGAAAAAAGCAGUAGAGGUAAAUGAGUCAACGGAAAGUGAGAAGGAGAAAGCAGAAAAUGAACCUGAAGGUGAAGAUCUUUCAAAACCGAAAGAAGAGAAGAAAGAAAAUAAAGAGGCACUUAAAAAAUUGGCCGAAGCCGAAGCUGAUUUAUGUUCAAAACAAGCAGCAGAACUAAAAGCUAUGUUUCCUGAUCUGGAAGUAAUUCAACCACUUUCGAGGCUGUCACAAGUGGACACAUUUGUACUAAGAGAAAAACCAGCAGUGGGGGCGUUAGACUUUAGUGAAACAACAGUAGCACAAUUGUUUAACAACGCUGUUAAGUGGCCUAAAGAAUAUGCGAUUCAGGUCAGGUUGCAGCACAUUAUUUACGCCAUAGAAACAAAAGAAUGGCCCGUUACUAAAUCAUUUUCGGCAUACGCCACUGGUAUCGGUAACGAAUUCGAUAUUCCAAUCCACGAAUUGCCUAGCGAACCUCCCAAACGAGAAACUUCUACACCAAUGUCCAUCGGAGACACAGAAAUUAUCUCCGUUAGUGCUACAGACAGAUUCGCUGCCAACAAGAAACGUAAAAGACAUAUAGCUAUUGACGUCGAGACAGAAAGGGCGAAAUUGCACGCUUUGUUGAACAGUAGUCACAUGACGAAUCCGUUACCUGCCAAACAUGGAAUGACGUGGGAUAACGAGGACUCGGAAGAAUCUAGAAGGUCGACUCCGGUACAGCAGCAAACUAACCUACAACCACCUCCAGCUCAUCAGCAAGCGCCUAGGGUCAGUAUGACCACGUUGAAGAUGCCGUACGAUCUGCAGUACCAUCCGCCUGUGGCUAAAACCAUCGGACAGACCACUGUCAUUCCAGGAACGAGCAGUACUCUUACGCCCAUCGAUUUGAGUUCAAGCAUUCCUAAACCUGUUGAAAAGUCGUCUCCUUCGCUGGAUAUGCAAAAUGAAGUACAAGAUUUCUCCGUCAAAAAAUCAUCGGCGUUGGCAUCACAAUCGAAAGCUGGAAAUAAAUUGGACGAUACAUUGUCUAAGUUGAUGAAAAGAAAAAAUUGUCCUGAACCAGAACCAGUGAUCGGCAAGGAAAAGAAACGCAAAAAACUCGACGAAAUCGUCCUGGGCCUUUCGGCCGCCAAGGAACAAUCCCUAUUCACUCCCGAACCACCCAAAAAGCAACCGGUUGCUCCGAGUGUUACCGUAACUCCUACCUCAGCUCCCGUAAGCACCGCACAUAAUCCCUCUCAAAAACCUUUCACCAUUACCGUAACUUCUGUUCCUUCUACAGCUCCAUCUAGUCGCAGCAGCUCUCUCUCGCAGAAUAUUCUGCCGUCUCUAUCUACUGCAGGAAAAGACAGUUUCUCCACGUUCCUGGCACAAGCCGAGCAACAGAAUUUGCUGUUGAAGAAACAGCAGCAACAACAGCAACAGCAACAACGGAAGAGUUACGAGGCGAUGAUUGCUGAUAUCGCAGGCAAAGACUCCUUCUCGUCGUUUUUGGCUCAAGCUGAAGAACAAAAUAUGUUGUUGAAGAAACAACAAGAACAACAGCAACAACAGCAGAGGAAGAGUUAUGAAGCGAUGAUAGCCGAUAUCGGUAAAGUAUCGGACUUCAGUUCAAAAGUUAAUUCUUAUUCCCACGAAGCCAAAGUCAACAAAUGGUUGGCAGAACAAAACGCUGCUUUGGCGGAACAACCUUUAUCUGCUGACUAUUUAGCUGCUAGAAGAAGAAGGCCAAGAGUAGAUCCUACACUCUUGGACUGGAAGAAAUUGACAGGGGAUGAGAAUGUGGCAGUUAUUCAUCGAGUGACUGGGAAAAAGUUAACAGGACCGAAGGCUCCAACUUUAAAGAGGUUAGGGCAAUGGCUUAUGGAGAAUCCUAUGUAUGAUAUAGAUCCAAAAUGGUCCGAAUUGGUGAAAGAACGUGGUAAUUUGAGUCACGAUCUACAAAAAAGGUUACCAGGUCAACCAAGUAACAGCAGCGGCAGCGGUAGUGGCAGUAAAUCUAAAAGCAACGUACCUGGACGUCCACCUUUGUUAUCAAGUCCUACAGGAUCCACAUCCAGCGUCAGUUCUGCCAACUUGACAACAUCAUUACCGUCUAGCAUGUCUUUCCCAUCGUUGGGUACUUCAACUUUAGCAGGCCUUAACUCCAAUUUAUUGACAGGUCUAUCUGGUCUAGGGCAAUUUGAUCCCAAAACCAAUCCGUUACUGAUGCCAUUUGCCGGAUUGCCCAAUAUGGGAGCAUUAGGCUCGAUGGGGGGUUUGGGAAAUCUCACUAAUAUGAAUCUAUUCGCAAACUUAGCAGGCUUGGGUCUACCUGGCUUAGGAGCCAUGGAUCCAUCCGCUCUUGCGGCAGCAGCCGCUGCUCCAGAUACGUCAAAGAACAUGUCAAAGUCAAGCAGCAGUUCUAGUAAAUCUAGUAAACCCCAAGACGCUCAUAACUCUAACAAAUCUCAAUCUACCUCUAAUCUAGCGGCUACUACCAAUCCAUUCCCAUUUUUCUUUCCGAAUCCAAGCUUACUGUAUACGCCUCUCGGCUUAGGCGGCCUAAACCCCUUCACGUUACAACCGGGUAUGUCCGCUGCCUAUGACACGAUAGCACAACAAUGUGGAUUAUUGAAUGGCAAUAUGAACCCCGCAGCUUCGCCCAACAGUAGUUCGAAGUUGAAUAAAAUGCCGACAUCAAGACCACCAUCUGCAACAACUACUACAUCUUCAGGCCAAAGCGCUCAAAGUAGGCCAAGAUCGUCAAGUAGAGACGCACACCUUCAACAGCUACUCUUGCCACCCGAUACCCAAAUCUUGGAAAGCAUUUCCAAAGCAGCCAACAAUCUAGAUAUCACCCUUAAGCAAACGAAAACCGACAAGAAAGAAGACAAACGAAAAGCAUUGGAAAACUUGCGGGGAAUGUUACCAACUGACUUCUCGAGUUCCAUAAAAGAGAAAAAGACUGCGUUGCCAAACUUAUCUGACUUUACGAAGCUUUUGGAAGCUCAAGUGAGUCAGACUACCAAGAAAUCUCACGAGCAGCAGAUGAAGGAGGCAUUAGAACACUUCAGCCGGACGAAUAUCGAGCUGAUGGCGAAAGCCAUGAGUGAAGAGCAGAAUAAGUUCCUUACGUCUACAUCUGGGGCUUCUACUAAGAGACACAGAGAAUCGGAAAUGGUGGAAAAGCUCAGUAUACCAGAAGUAGAGCCAGAGCAUCCUCCAGCCAAGAAGGCCAGAGAAGCGACUGACAAGUCGCGAACGCCUACCCCUCUUCCGACCCCACCGACGCCAACGUCAACGCCUACCCCCAUGUCGACGCCCAGUGUCACACCCACGAUGGUAGUACCAACGUCUAUAGCUCCACCUCCUGUUCCCGUUCCGGUUCCUCCGACGAUACCAAACGAUCAGGAAGGAGUGGACAUUGAGGCGCUUCUAACGCCUUCAACGGUUGUGAAAGCUUCGGUGAGUCCACAGAAAGCGGAGCAUGUGGAGAAAUCACCAGAGCCUCGAGCUAUGGAUCUCCAACAGGAACCUGAACCUGAACCGACUGGGCAUAAGGUUCCCCCUGAGCCUGCUGAGACUUCACACAAGGAAGAUCAGUCCAAACCUGAAACCUCAGAGGAGUCCGAAACGCCUCCGAAGAAGAACGCAAAGCGAACACGAGGCAAACGUAAAUCGGGGGAACUACCGAUAGAUCAUGAAUCCGUGAUCGCGAAGAAGAAUCUACGUUCUAGUGCUAGUCGAUCUGCAGCCGCUGCGGCCGCCAGGCAAAAAAUGGAGGCCGAAAACGCGCAAAGGGAGAGUGAGAACAAUUCGUAAUUUAUUUUUGUUUUAUAAUUUUCGUGGAUUGGAUUGGUUAGUGCUUGAACCAUUAGACAUGGCGAUAGAUAAGCUGUAUUCUAACGACAGAAGCUGACAGAAAGAAUGUUUAUUUGGGUGUUCAGGUGGGUCUGAAAGUUCUUUUCGUUGCCCAAUUUUGAGGGUUGUACUUGAAGAAAAUGGAAAGAUCCGGUACUUUAUACAUAAUGUAUAGUUAAUUUAAUUGUUGCAGCGAGUAUAUAUGUUAAAUUUAGGUGCAUUAAUAUAUACCGAUGAUCAUUAAGUGGAUGAGAUACCAGAUAUUUUCGUUUUCUUCUUAAUUCUGGAAUUUCUGAUAUUAUUUUUACUUCGGAAUAAGUUUAAGUGAUAUUUUUUUUAACAUGUACAGUAAAACGUCUGUAGGAUACAGCUUAUUGGGCCUAGUCGUCAAGAUGUUGUACAGUUUUGUGGGUAUUUGGUGAACUGUGAUACAACGUUCUUUGAACACUUCUAAAGUGAUUUUGUGGUGUAUAUUUGUCAUUAAAAACUUAUGAUUGUUACAUAAUUACGCUUGAGAUAAAUAAAAAUCAUGUAUUCCCAUUUUAAUGAUUAACAAUAUUUAGAUAAUAAUUACUGAAAAUUUUAGUAGGCUUAACGAUUGACAAGUAUUGUUAUGGAACUACCCAAUCAGGGAACGGUCUGACAGCGGCACUAAGCAAAAUAUGAUCUGGGGAAAGGGAAAUCUCGUGCAUAGUAAUUCUAUCAAAAUAUUUGCUUUAAAGUGUUAAUCUAAUUGAUAGUCAAUUUAAUCCCAGUGAUAAUGUAUGACUAUUGCUCAAAAAUUCAUAAAUACGAUACAAAAUCUUGAUCUGCUUUAGUGAUUUAGAGGCGUCUAAGUAUAAUCAGAUCUCCACGUCAUCCUCAUUUUUCUUGAGACAUUCUAGACUUUUUUAAAUCACAAUAGCUUCUUGAAUAAUUUCUGGUUUUACAAUGAAUCGUAUAUAAAUGAAAGGCACUGGUUUUUGACUUCCUCGUUAAGUAAAAGUAAACAAUUUCGUAUUGAUAGCCUUUCUAGCCUCGCCCAUUUCAAAUUGUCGUAUGAGGCGUCGCAAGUCAUCUGUCAAACUGUCGUUUCUUAUUCACAAUAAACUUUCAAAUAGUUUGAUCAAUCUUCUAUUAAAAACUUGUGUAAAUAUGGAAUAUUCCUGCAGCAAUUUCUAGCUUGAAUGAGGGAUUGAAGAUUGAAGUCUGAUAAUGGUUAAAUUUUUGAGAAUUUAUAGAAUAUGUUAGUAAUAAAUACCAAAGACAACUAAACAUGUUUGUUUGGUGAGUACAAAAUUGAUAGAAAUCGUAUUUUUCUUAGUGUCCCGACAAUAUAUUUGGAAUAAAAAGACUGCAAUGGCUGUAUCAUUGAAUAUGCACAAAUUGGUAAAUAUUCAACCUAAGGAAUGAAGACAUUGUAGUGUAAUUUUUAUAUGGGAACAAGGUUUUUUGUUCGCGUGUAUCAUUUAUGUUAUGAUUAGAUAGUCUGUUAUUUUUUUGGUUUAAGUAUGCUGCCGUCAGCCCAACGUGUUCUUUAUUAAAUUAAUAAUUAAACAUUGUUACUAUACCCUGUUUUUAAACUAGGAGGAGUAAACUCAAAAGACAGAUUCACACCCAGUAAUGUCACUAGAAAAAUCACCAGAUUCAUCUGGUUCAUUUUGGUUGAUCAUGUAGACCUUCGACAGUAAUCCAUAAUUAUAUUGUACUAAGUAUUUGUUUUUAAACCAAGAGGAGUAAACUAAAAAGACAGAUUCACACCCAAGAAAGUCACUAGAAAUAUCACCAAAUACAUUUUUUUGGUUGAUAAUAUCAGCCUUUGACGGUAAUCCAUAAAUAUUAUAUUAUACUAAUACGUCGCUAAAGAGUGCUAAAAACAACUGUUUUUUAUAUAAAAACAGACUAAAAUUCUAGAAAUUAAAGGAAUAGCGCAGAAAAUACAAAAAAUUGCUGAUAUAGCUUAUUAACCUAUGAAAUGCCAAUAGUGUCAAAAUUUUAUAAAUGUCAUUAGUGUCAAAAUUUGAUAACAGUGGAGUAAACUUGCCUAUAGUUGAACAAAUUACAAACUAGCAUUACGGCGCGGUAAAUUUGAAUUAUUCCUUCUAGUUUAAAAACGAGGUAUAAAAAUGUUCAAAUCUGGGAAGAUUUUUAUUUCUAGCACGGCUCAUUAUAUUAUCCUAAUACGUCGCUAAAGAGUGCUAAAAACAACUGUUUUUUAUAUAAAAACGGACUAAAAUUCUAGAAAUUAAAGGAAUAGCGCAGAAAAUACAAAAAAUUGCUGAUAUAACUUAUUAACCUAUGAAAUGCCAAUAGUGUCAAAAUUUUAUAAAUGUCAUUAGUGUCAAAAUUUGAUAACAGUGGAGUAAACUUGCCUACAGUUGAACAAAUUACAAACUAGCAUUACGGCGCGGUAAAUUUGAAUUAUUCCUUCUAGUUUAAAAACGAGGUAUAAAAAUGUUCAAAUCUGGGAAGAUUUUUAUUUCUAGCACGGCUCCUUUCAAAGUGGCUACAAUGAUCUCACAAUUAAUAUGUGAUUAUGACGAUUGUUAUACAAAAGGCAACAUAAACUAUCCGAUGAACGGUCGGAUAUCCGACAAACUACCCUGGACGAUGACGAAAGCAGAUCUCUAGUAAAAAGACGGUUUGUAGUACAUACAAAGCUAAAAGAAUGGAAAAAGGUAGGAGAAUACUGGACUUUAGAGAAAUAAUUAAUUAAUUAUCCGUAAAAAUAGGUUCAGACUCGUUUGUCUUUUGCGAAUAUACUGAACGGAAACUUAAGGUGUCUGAUACGAUACGUGCCCGACAGUGUGAAUUGUUCUAUUUAAAAUCAUUAAAUCGUAUUUUUGGGAAACUAAACGCUACGUACUGGAAUCGCUACGUGCAUGAUAAUAUGCACCAACCUUAAAUGUUAAGUGCUGGAAACGCUACGUGCAUGAUAAUAUACACCGACCUUUAGGUCGAAUCGAUUCGAAAUUGACCAUCUGUCUUUUAUUUUACAUUAACAUUUACGAUUAGAAAUAUUAAUACCCAUAACAAUCAAUAUUCUUACCAGUCGAUUUACUGUGUGAAGUUCCCAUUGGUAAUUAAUAGGUGCAACUUAAUAUUAAUGCAUAUUACUGUAUAUGAGUACAUGUCAUAUUCUUUAAAAUGUUUUAGUCUAUCGUAUCAUAACAUAAGCAACCAAUCCAUCUAAGUUUCUUACGGUUUUUUCAAAUACAUAUAUCAUGGGCUAAUUGCUAAUUGUUAUUAAACUAGGAUACUUUAAGCACAAAAACUCAGUCAUUGGGGUGUUUCUUUUUAUUCAAAGUCUGAUUAUUUUUGAGGCUCGAAUGUGUUUUGAGGGCGCUUCUAAAGAAUGCGUCACUAAACCAUUUUAUGUAUUUACAUUAUAGGUUAUCGGAAAUCAUAUUUCUCGAUUUGGCGUUAUUACGUUGCCAUAUUAUGAACGUAGACACGUCAUAUAUUAAGACGAAAUCAAAAUUAUGUAGGUUAAAUGAAUGUAUCUGGAUAAAAAUGUGUUAGUGACUCUUUCGAUGAAUAUGUAGACAAAUAAUCUAGUAUUAGCUGUGUAUACUUUUCGUCAGAAAAUCUUGUUAGGUAAUUUUAUACCUGAAUACCCAAGAAGCGUUCUCAUUUUGCAGAAGUGUAACUGUAGUACUAGGGUGAUAACUAUUAAGGAAAGCAGUCUACAGUCUUUUGACGCGUUGACUGCCAUAAUGUUUAAAAAAGGGUCCCUACUUCCACGAGAUUCCCAUUUGCGUCGCAUGGGAGCCAAAGUGUUAAGUAACAUAAUAUAAGGUAUUUUUAUGUCCCGAAAUUUCUUAUUUAUUUAACUUUUCUCUUUAAAAUACUGAAAGGUUUGCUUCAUUUGAAUAUAAAACAUUGUAAAUUUAAUUGAUUUAGUUUUUCUUUAUUGUAGUUAUUAAUUAACCUUACCUCCUCGAAGUUAUGCAAGAGCAGCAUGCAAUCAUAUAUGUAUAUAAUAAAACGGUGUACGCUAAAUUUUAAUAAAUUUAAACUAAAUUAGAACCACUUUUAGACAUUUUAGAGAAAAGUUGGGAUAUUUAUGUCCAUUUUUAAUCGGAAUUCUCAUUAUUCUUCUUAUAGAUACCUUUUUUUAUAAACAAAGUUACGUAUGUAAUGAUAGACAGGAUAUUAUAGUCGAUUCAAUUAGCUCGAGGAUAUUUUGACAUUCAUUGUCGAAAACAUACAACAUAAGAUAAAUAACCGUGAAUAAUGGAAGUGUAUUUUCGUUAUUCUAAAUUUUGUUAAUUAAUAAUUUGUGCUAAUCCAGCCCAUCAGCCAUCUUUCACUUUCGGCUAAGAAACUAAAUAGUGCCCAAUACUCCAUGAGGAGGAAAGUCAAUAGACCGAGAUUUUCAUUAAUAAAAAAAUUGAAGAAAAAUCUUCUGUGUAAAAGGUAUAUAUUUAUUUUAAAGGCUUUCACCUUUCUCUUUGUGACGGCAGAGAAAUCGACUCAAUCACCCACGCGCUUCGUGGAAUAGUCAUAUAAUGCCUUAGGGUAUCUUUAUAUUUUUCAUCUAUCGCCAGGUUUUAGUAUACAACAUUUCAAUGUAAGACUUUUAGGCGACAUUUAAAGGGUUUUAACCCAUGUAUUUUUGGUGGCUUAGCAUGUAGAGCUUGCAAAGAACACUGAUGAUGCUCUCUUUAGAGCGAAAACGUUCUGUUUUGUAAUUGUAGCCCUUUAUCGGAGUUUUAAAAUAAAUAUACCUUUUACACAGCAGAUUUUUCUUCAAUUUUUUGUAAUUAAUGGUAUACAGCCAGCUACAGGAAAUUUUUCCUUAUGAAUUUUCAUUAAUGUAGUUUAAAAACUUUCCAUUUGUAAUUACUAGCCUAUAAAUAACUACAAAAUUUUGCCGUUUUAUUUUUUGCACAAUAAUUACUAACUCACUAGACAGUUGAGUAAAGUUCCGUAUUGUUUUUUUUACUUUCACUUACAAAAUUUAAGACUGAUAUACGUCAUUAAUGAUUUUGGAUGUUUUUAGCGAUUUUCGCUAAAAUAAUACCAAAUUCGUCAAAACAAUGUAUAUAACAUACGUAUUAAUAACAGAAAUAUUACAUUUUUGAUGUAUAGUUUACGAUAAUUAUUAAUAAGUAACACUUUCAAGUAGAACUCUUGUUGAAGCAGUUUCUCUACUUUUUAUAUUGAAACAAUCCUCCUAGAAUUGCAGUUACAUUGCUGCCAAUAUUAGAAAGAAAAACGAUAUUUUUAACUUUAUGCUGUUCAAUUCGCAAUGUGUAUAUAUAUAAAUAUGUAGGCAUUCAUUUUUUAAAUACGGUGUGAAGAGUGUAAAUAAAAAUCUAGUGUUUUUUUAUUUUCUUCUUUUUUUCAAUGUAUGUCUUGUAGUGGAGUCAUAUAAAUAAAUUAAAUAAAAAAUAGAAAUUA
Molecule: messenger RNA, 19268 nt
Organism: Diabrotica virgifera virgifera (western corn rootworm)
Lineage: Eukaryota; Metazoa; Arthropoda; Insecta; Coleoptera; Chrysomelidae
Gene: kis
Product: chromodomain-helicase-DNA-binding protein 7
Exons: 21
Coding region: 315-13844 (4509 amino acids)
Molecular function (GO): ATP binding; ATP-dependent chromatin remodeler activity; protein binding
Source: RefSeq, a predicted model, not a curated record